This is a messenger RNA of Prosopis cineraria, 4859 nucleotides long. Its product is annotated as pleiotropic drug resistance protein 3-like. The record is from RefSeq and is a predicted model, not a curated record. Gene Ontology annotation, molecular function: ATP hydrolysis activity; ATP binding; ABC-type transporter activity. Lineage: Eukaryota; Viridiplantae; Streptophyta; Magnoliopsida; Fabales; Fabaceae. Bases 278 to 4624 code for a protein of 1448 amino acids. The transcript is spliced from 24 exons. Gene Ontology annotation, cellular component: membrane.
ACACAAUAUUAUUUGAUUCUUUCAAGUUUCCUUCCCCAUUAAAAAGCAAAACCCAUUGUGCCACUUCACACUCACACAGGGAGAAACUCAGGGAGUUCUCUCAAUGAUAGAGGUGGAGCUUGCAGGUUCUUUCUAUUCGCACUCCGCUUCGUGAUCUAUAAGAGAAUCAAGUUCCAGAAAAUCUCUGCUCGGAAUCGUGUGUGUGAAUAGCUUCAGACUUGGGCGUUUCAAGAGUGUCGGCUAGGUGUUUGAAGAAAGACCUGGUUGAUAAAUUCUGAUGGAGUUAACUCCAAGAGGAAGAACCCAGCACUCUCCUUUGACUUUGAGCUUUGACAGAGAUGCAGACUCUGUUUUGGAGCAAGAUAGGGAGAUUCUGUCGAAGUGGGCUGCCAUAGAAAAGCUUCCCACUUUCAAAAGGAUUAGAACUUCGUUUAUUGAUGUGAUUGAAGAUGAUGAUGGUCAAAGCAGCAGCAGCAGCAACAUCAAUUUAAAAUCGGAGAGUAGAAGACAAUUGAGGUCAGAUAGUAAAAGGGUCGUUGAUGUUACUAAACUUGGAGCACUUGAUAGGCGUUUGUUGAUUGACAAACUCAUAAAGCACAUUGAGAAUGAUAAUCUCCAGUUGCUGCAGAAACUAAGGGAAAGGAUAGAGAGAGUGAAUGUGAAGAUUCCUACUGUGGAGGUCAGGUAUAAGAACCUUCAUGUAGAAGCAGAAUGUGAGGUUGUAAAGGGGAAGCCACUCCCUACACUGUGGAACACUAUUGUUAGCUUCUUUUCAGGUUUUAGGAAGGCAGUACCUUGUACUUCUCAAGGAACCAACAUAAGCAUUCUUAAGGAUGUAAGUGGCAUCAUAAAGCCAUCAAGGCUUACCCUUCUCCUUGGCCCACCAGGCAGCGGGAAAACGACCUUGCUAUUGGCACUGGCUGGAAAACUUGAGCAAUCUCUCAAGGUGACUGGAGAAAUAUCUUACAAUGGUCACAUGCUAGAUGAAUUUGUUCCUCAAAAAACAUCAUCAUAUAUAAGCCAGUAUGACCUGCACAUCCCUGAGAUGACAGUGAGGGAAACAAUUGACUUUUCAGCCCAAUGCCAGGGGGUUGGCGACAGAGCUGAUAUAGUGGCUGAAGUGACAACAAAAGAGAAAGAUGCAGGAAUCAUCCCUGACCCAGAUAUUGAUGCCUAUAUGAAGGCAAUAUCAGUUGAAGGACAAAAAGAAAAUCUACAAACUGAUUAUGUUUUGAAGAUUCUUGGUCUUGAUAUCUGCGCAGACACAACAGUUGGUGAUGCAUUAGAUAGGGGCAUUUCAGGUGGACAGAAGAAAAGGCUUACAACAGGAGAGAUGAUUGUUGGUCCCAUAAAAACUCUGUUUAUGGAUGAAAUAUCAACUGGCUUGGACAGCUCCACAACUUUUCAAAUAAUUACCUGUCUCCAGCAGUUGGUGCACAUCACAGAUGGAACUGCAGUGGUUUCACUUCUUCAGCCAGCUCCUGAAACCUUUGAAUUAUUUGAUGAUCUUAUACUGAUAGCUGAGGGGAAGAUUGUAUAUCAUGGUCCAUGCAGUCAAGCGCUCCAAUUUUUUGAGGAAUGUGGUUUCAAGUGUCCUGAAAGGAAAGGAGUAGCGGACUUUCUCCAGGAAGUAACCUCUAAGAAGGAUCAAGGGCAAUACUGGUAUCGUACAGACACUCCUUACAACUAUGUUUCAGUAGGUCAAUUCUCUCAAAUUUUCAAAGCAAGUUAUUGGGGACAAAGUUUGAAUGAUGAGCUCUCAAAGCCAUAUGAUAAAUCUCAAUCCCAUAAAAAUGCUUUAUCAUUUAGCAAGUACUCCUUGGGCAAAUGGGAAUUGUUCCAAGCUUGUAUGAGGAGGGAGAUACUUCUCAUGAAACGAAACUCUUUUAUCUAUGUAUUCAAGACUGCACAGCUCACAAUCACAGCAAUCAUAACGAUGACAGUGUUUAUACGCACUCAGUUGAAUGUAGAUAUAAAGAGUGCAAACUUUUUACUGGGCUCGUUGUACUAUACACUUGUCCGCCUCAUGACUAAUGGAGUUGCUGAGCUGAUCUUGACUAUUACUAGACUUCCUGUUGUUUACAAGCAGAAGGAAUUCUAUCUAUAUCCAGCAUGGGCUUACUGUCUUCCAGCUUCGAUUCUAAAGAUUCCAUUUUCAGUUAUUGAUUCAAUUGUCUGGACUUCAGUAACUUAUUAUGUUAUAGGCUACAGCCCUGAAGUAGAAAGGUUCUUCCGCCAGUUUCUUCUGCUUUUCACUCUGCAUUUAUCAUCAACAUCCUUAUGCCGUUUCCUUGCCUCAGUUUUCCAAACUGAUGUUGCAGCUACAACAGUCGGUUCCUUGUUCCUAGUACUGAUGUUUUUGUUUGGAGGCUUCAUUCUUCCCAGACCUUCAUUACCAUCGUGGUUGAGGUGGGGUUUUUGGCUCUCUCCCAUGACAUAUGGAGAAAUUGGAUUAACAAUAAAUGAAUUUCUCGCUCCCCGCUGGCAGAAGAUUAAAGAGGGAGGCGUCCCCAUAGGGGAGAAGGUUUUAACUAGUCAUGGUUUAGACUUCAAUGCAAACUUCUACUGGCUAUCAAUUGGGGCAUUGCUCGGUUUCACAGUACUUUUUGAUUUUGGAUUUAUCUUAGCAUUAAGUUACUUAAAAUCUCCAAGGAUGUCUCGAGCUCUUGUUUCCAAAGCAAAGGCCUCUCAACUGCUAGGAGGAGAAGAUGGCAAGAGCAUGGAACUAGAAAAUAGAUCAGUUACAGUGGACAUCAGCAAGACCUCAAAGGAAACACAAAACACAGGAAAAAUGGUCCUGCCAUUUCAGCCGCUGACAAUAGUAUUCAAGGAUGUCCAGUAUUUUGUCGACACCCCUCCAGAAAUGAAAAGGCAUGGGUCCAAUGAGAAAAAACUUCAGUUACUCCGUGAUAUCACUGGAGCAUUUAGGCCAGGAGUUCUCACAGCACUUAUGGGAGUUAGUGGAGCAGGGAAAACGACUCUUAUGGAUGUCCUUUCAGGGAGAAAAACUGGAGGUAUCAUUGAAGGAGAUAUAAGAAUUGGAGGAUACCCCAAAGUGCAGAAGACGUUUGCAAGAGUUUCAGGUUACUGUGAGCAGAUUGACGUACACUCCCCUUACAUAACAGUUGAAGAAUCUGUGAAAUACUCAGCAUGGUUGCGAUUACCAAUGGAGAUUGAUUCAGUCACAAAAGGGAAAUUUGUAGGAGAAGUCAUUGAAACAAUUGAACUGGAUGAUAUAAAGGAUUGUUUAGUUGGCAUAGCUGGCCAAAGUGGCUUAUCAACUGAACAGCGUAAAAGACUUACCAUUGCAGUGGAGCUUGUUUCCAAUCCAUCAAUAAUCUUUAUGGAUGAACCAACAUCAGGUUUGGAUGCCCGAGCAGCUGCCAUAGUUAUGCGUGCAGUGAAGAAUGUGGUUGCCACAGGCAGGACCACAGUUUGCACCAUACACCAACCAAGCAUUGACAUAUUUGAGACUUUUGAUGAGUUGAUUCUAAUGAAAUCAGGAGGACAGAUUAUCUAUAGUGGAAAACUUGGUCACCAGUCAAGCAGACUGAUUGAAUACUUUCAGGCUAUACCAGGAGUGCCAAAGAUCAAAGACAAUUAUAAUCCUGCAACCUGGAUGCUAGAAGCUACCUCUGCAUCUGUAGAAGCAGAACUUAAAGUAGACUUUGCAAAAGUCUAUAAGGAGUCACCUCUUUACUGGAACACCCUUGAAUUGGUACAAGAGUUAAGUGAACCAUCCCCGGGUUCAAAGGACUUGCAAUUCUCGACUCGUUUUCCACAAAACAACCUGGGGCAGUUUACAGCAUGUCUAUGGAAGCAACACUUGUCCUAUUGGAGAAGUCCUGAAUACAACUUGACACGUUUUAUGUUCAUGGUUGUAGCAGCAGUAAUAUUUGGGGCAGUAUUUUGGCAGAAAGGGAAGGAAAUAAACAAUGAGCAGGAUUUGUUCAACGUACUGGGAUCAAUGUAUAUUGCUGUCAUAUUCUUGGGCAUAAAUAAUUGUGCAUCCAUUUUACCAUAUGUGGUAACUGAGCGCACUGUCUUGUACCGUGAAAAAUUUGCUGGAAUGUAUUCUUCCAUGGCCUACUCAUUUGCACAGGUGACCAUUGAGAUACCAUAUAUCUUAGCGCAAGCUAUUGUGUAUGUGGCUAUCACGUAUCCAAUGAUAGGUUACUAUUGGUCGGUUGAGAAGGUCUUUUGGUACUUCUACACCACAUUCUGUACAUUUUUGUACUUCGUAUAUCUUGGAAUGUUGAUAGUUUCGUUGAGCUUGAAUCUCGAUUUAGCUUCCAUACUAGCAGCUGCAGUCUACACCAUAUUCAAUCUUUUCUCUGGAUUCCUCAUGCCAGGACCGCAAAUUCCUAAAUGGUGGGUUUGGUGUUAUUGGCUUUGCCCCACAUCUUGGUCUCUAAAUGGCCUCCUGACUUCACAAUAUGGGGACAUAGACAAGACGAUACUCAUAUUUGGGAAGCCAAAACCAGUUGGGGCCUUUCUGAGAGACUAUUAUGGGUUCCAUCAUGAUCGGUUGAACAUUGUGGCUGUGGUUCUUAUCGCUUUCCCAAUUGUUUAUGCAUCUCUGUUUGCCUAUUGCAUAGGGAAAUUAAAUUUCCAGAGAAGGUAGCCAAGAGAUAUUGAAUGUUCCUUCAGCAGUUGUUCGCUGCAAUUUUGAUGUAUAGAAAUGGAAAUGCAUGGCUACAUCAAUGAGCAUUGUUCCUUGUUUGAGUUUUUUUUUUAUCUUCUGUAAUUGUUUAUAGCUUAAAUGUAAAAAUCCAUUUAUCUUAUGAACGCACUAUCUAUAUGUCAUUGAUUGAUGAAGAAAAUACAAAUGUAAUAAAGUUUAAGAGCACUUAUCUCAA